AACUUCCUUCGCAAUAUCAUUAAACAUAUGCAUAUAAUUUUCUAAAAUAUAGUUUAAUUGUAAUAUAUUAACUGUGCUCACAACUGUCUCGAAAAUAUAUGUGAUGUAUUUAAAGGAAAAACUAAGUUUUAUUUUUGUAUGCAUUUGUAUAUUAGAAGCGGCUAAUACGCUAGGCCCUUCUACCAGCUAUGAAAAACCAGAAAUUAUAUCAGCGUACACGACAGUACUUGGCAAAAACGAUAACCAUUCUAUACUUUGUCAAGGAGACAGGCCUUUAAAAUGGACUACGCCUGUGGUGGAGGAAGACAAACAGUCAUGGACCACAAUGAUUACGCUAUCUGACAAACCACUGAACAGCAGUUAUCGCUAUGGCAGCAGACUGCAUAUUAUUAACAUGACUUACCCUUUUGUUGGUUUUUACAACUGCCAUUACGCAGAUAAAGGUGAUACGGAGGAAGAAAGUUCAAGUACAUAUUUAUUUGUCCAUGAUCUCGAACAUUUAGCAGUGAGGAAACUUAAAGAACCGAUUAUUGUGACUCAAAAUAAAGGAGCCGUUAUUCCUUGCAAACCAACAUCGCCUGAUGUACAAGUUAGGCUCAUUAACAGUAGCCUUCUGGACAAUGUGGCCUUACUGCAGAAGACGGUCCCAGAUGAAACUCUUUACGAUUAUGAUCCUAAGUAUGGAUUUUUCACAAGGGAUACAAAAACUCCUGGCAAACAAUCGUUUUACUGUGGGUUUUUGAAGGAACUCAAAUUGGAAUACUUUCCAGUUCUAGUGACCAUAGAAACAUCUAUCAGUCGCUUACCAGCACCACAUCUGAAAGACUUGAACGAAGGUCACACAGAUGUUGGAGGAGAAUUAACUCUAGAAUGUACCAUAUCAGCGAAAAAUGAUGUACAUUUUCACUGGGGAACACCAAGCCAGGCAUUCCGAACGCAUGUCAUAAAAGUAGUGAGACAGGGAGAAUUAUCAGUGGGAACUUUAGUAAUAUAUAACAUUGUAAAAUCAGACAGUGGAACAUAUUUCUGUAAUAUUACCGAUAAUCAACAACACAUUUCUUACUCUAAAGUAGACAUCAAAGUCUUUGAUACGAAUGAACAUUUUCUUACUGUGGAAACAGAAAAUGGCACUGCAAACUCUACAUUGACAUCUGCGGGAGAACCUCCAGUUCAGUGGAACUUAACAGUUAGGGGUCAUCCAAAACCCAUCGUUAAAUGGUUUAACAACAGAAACGAAUCAAUACCAAUGGAAUACGGUAGCAAAUAUGAAGCCUGGUACAAUUCUUCUGCGAGUAGAGCUAUUUUGAAAAUCAAAAACCUUACCAUUACUGAUACCGGUAAUUUCACUUUGUUGGUCGUUAGUAGAGAUAGUGAAAAUAGGAUUUUUUAUCUAAAUGUUACAGAUAAACCAAAAAUGUCUUUAAAUGUAAAGCUCUUCUAUUUACUCAAUAGUAGCAGCACAAUGCAAUGCUACGCUUAUGCUAAUCCAGAACCGCAGUUCCAGUGGUACUUAAAAUUUUGUCAAUCUACUGCCUGCGAUUAUGUACCGGUAAAUGGUACGGUAUCUAAAAUUAACAAAUUUGAAUUCGUAUCUGAAGUAGCCAUCAACGUAACCGAAAACGGACAGUUGAAAUGUUUAGCAAAAAAUUACAGGGGAAUCUCAUCUGUUACAAAAACAAUUUACGUAUCAGAUAUUAAAAAUGGUUUUGAUGUCUUUACUUUGGACAGCGAUGUGGAUAUAAAUGAGGAAGAUAAAGUGGUAACCAUUGCUGAAGGAGACAAAGCUGCGGUAACAUGUGGUGCUUCAAAUCAAAUGUACUCUGAUAUUAACUGGUUGUUUAAUGACAAACUAUUGGUUAAUAAUGACGAAAUCAGGCUUACUAAGAGUAGUACGAAAUAUUCCAACAAACUUGAGUUGGAACUGCAACAUCCAAGUAUUUCUGAUAGCGGAGUGUACAGUUGCAGGAUUACUAACAAGAGUGGAAAAUAUCUGUCGCACAAGAUGACUUUCAACGUAACAAGUCCAGAGCCACUCCAAAUCAUCAAUACAACAUUGCAAGAGAAAAGGGAAAUCAACUUACCAGACAGACUAGUGUUAUUUUGUAAAGUUUCUGGAAUUCCAAAACCUACUAUAAAGUGGUAUAAGAAUGGUGUUGCUUUUCAAACAUCAGAAACAAAACGGAUCCACAUUUCUCAAGAUAAGGAAACAAUCUCGUUUGCGCACACUGCAGCACAAGAUGAGGGCACUUACAAAUGUGAGGCAAAGAACAGACUGGGCAGUGUCACGAAGCAGCAAACAGUAAAAUUUAAAAAUCUUCCUCAAGCGGCCUAUGGUUGGUUUUUAACUAUAAUUAUAUUGCUUAGCUUGAUAUCCAUUGGGACCAUAAUAUUUAUCGUCUUUAAAAUCCAAAGAGAAAAGCAACAGCAAAGGGAACUUGAAAUUUUAGGCCUGACUAAUUUUCGAAACGGUGCUGUGGAAAAUAUCAAUCCUGAGCUUGGUAUCGAUGAACAGGCUGAUCUUCUACCUUAUGAUCAGAAAUGGGAGUUUCCAAGGGAACAUCUGAAGCUGGAUAAGCAACUAGGAUCGGGUGCUUUUGGUGUAGUGAUGAAAGCUGUGGCAAAAAAUAUUGUGGAAAGAGAAUACGAAACUACCGUGGCUGUUAAAAUGGUUAAAAAGAAUACCGACCAUGCUUGUAUCAAGGCGCUAGCGUCGGAACUGAAAAUAAUGAUCCAUCUAGGAAAACAUUUAAAUAUCGUCAACUUGCUAGGAGCUUGUACGAAAAAUGUCGCUAAAAGAGAAUUAUUGGUAAUCGUCGAAUUCUGUCAAUUUGGAAACCUGCAUAAUUAUCUUCUUAAGCAUAGAGAAAAUUACUUAGACCAAGUAGAUUCAAAAUCUGGUAGGAUAAAUUAUGUGACUAGCCAGAAAUGUUUAAAUUGGACUUCAGACUCUGAUAACGAAGGUAACGUCCAGUUAAAUUCACUCGGAUAUAUUGAUAUGAGAUUAUCCAAAGAUAAUAAGAAAUCAGUUGUACCAACUUCUUGUGAUAUAACUGAUUAUCGAACUAAUCCUAAUAUUGAUGUACGUCCCACAACAAAUAUGGCUGAAAUAUACCAAAGUGAAGAUGGAAUAACUCUUAACAAGGACACUGGCAAAACAAUUUGCACAAAAGAUCUCCUGACUUGGUCUUUUCAGGUUGCCAGAGGCAUGGGAUAUUUGGCUUCGAGAAAGGUUCUUCAUGGAGACUUGGCAGCGAGGAACAUACUUCUGACCAAUGACAAUGUUGUCAAAAUCUGCGAUUUCGGUCUAUCAAGAAGCACGUACAAAAAUAUGAAUUACAAAAAACAAUGCGAUGGUCCUUUACCAGUAAAGUGGAUGGCAGUGGAAUCGAUAACGGACGGAAUAUUUUCAACUCAAUCUGACGUUUGGUCAUUUGGUGUAGUCCUGUGGGAAUUCUUCUCAUUGGCCAAAACUCCCUAUCCAGGCAUGGAAGCAGAUGAAAUAUUUUUUAGAAAAUUGAUGGAUGGGUAUAGGAUGGAAUCGCCGCAAUAUGCAUCCAAAGAGGUGUAUAAAAUAAUAACAGCUUGUUGGUCUCAUAAGCCUGAAGAUCGACCUUCAUUCGAAAAAUUGUCGAAAUUGUUGGGGAAUUUACUAGGAGAGACAGUGCGAAAACACUACAUUGACCUAAACGACCCAUACCUGGUGAUGAACACUCAACGUCUUGGAGAUGGUGAGAGCGAUUAUUUAGCUAUGCUAAGACCUCUUACAUUUGGGACCCCCUCAUCUCCUUAUGUAAAUGAAAUAGCGACCAAAGAAUUAUCCGAAGAUUCAGGUUACGUCUGUAUGAAGCCCAAUGCAAGAUUGGGCCUAAUGGAAGACGUUCCAAUGAUCGAACUAAGUGAUCCCAAGCUGAACCCUGAGGAAGGAAAUACAACUGCUGCUAAUGCAGCAGCGAUGAACUAGCAGUAGUAGAAUAAAUCAGUAUAAAAUUUCAUCAAUGAUGGAACAUAAUCAUCUAUUAUGUUAAAGUAUUAUUUUAUAGUAGAUUUUAAAGUACAUUUAAUUAUAGAGCAACCAGUAAUUUUUACAUGUAAUUUUGAGAUUAAUAAAUUUAUUCUG
Messenger RNA from Anoplophora glabripennis (Asian longhorned beetle), 4117 nucleotides. RefSeq names its product vascular endothelial growth factor receptor 1. Gene Ontology annotation, biological process: positive regulation of kinase activity; cell surface receptor protein tyrosine kinase signaling pathway; protein phosphorylation. Gene Ontology annotation, cellular component: signaling receptor complex. NCBI's taxonomy places the organism in Eukaryota, Metazoa, Arthropoda, Insecta, Coleoptera, Cerambycidae. The transcript has 26 exons. The record is from RefSeq and is a predicted model, not a curated record. The coding region runs from base 104 to 3961 and encodes 1285 amino acids. Gene Ontology annotation, molecular function: transmembrane receptor protein tyrosine kinase activity; ATP binding.